Messenger RNA from Diversispora eburnea, 183 nucleotides. Lineage: Eukaryota; Fungi; Glomeromycota; Glomeromycetes; Diversisporales; Diversisporaceae. The record is from the annotation of a GenBank genome assembly.
UAUUCUUCGCGUGAAAAUGAUGAAAAAGAUUGUCUAGCGACCAAAGCAUAUGAAAUGUUGGAGGAAAAUAUGAGUAUGAAAGGUCCUCCACAAAAUUAUGAUAGUGUUGUUGGAGAACCUAGUAAAGAUGGAAAGUUAAAUUAUGGUGAAUUGGUAGUAUAUCAAGAAGCAUGUCUGCCGUAA